AUGGCUAAGAAAAAAGAGAUUCAAAACCUUGUACAGCAGCACAAACCUUCGAUGGUUUGUAUUCAAGAGACAAAGAUGGAAGAUAUUGAUAGAAGGAUCUGUGGAUUGUUAUGGGAGUCUGAUGAUUUCGAUUUUUCUAGUAAACCAUCUGAAGGAAAAUCAGGUGGGGUCUUAACGAUUUGGGACAUAAGAGCAUUUUCAGCAACUAGUAUUCAAAUGUAUGAUUCAAUUCUAUGGCUGGAAGGUGAAUACGGAGAGGACAAGAAAAGAGUAAUCAUAGUAAACAUAUAUGCUCCAUGCGACACUAGAAGAAAGCGAGAAUUAUGGAGGUGUUUAUAUGAUAGAAUAAAAGAAAAGAAUGGGGAAAGAAUAUGUGUAGCAGGAGAUUUUAAUGCCAUUAGAUAUGAAGAAGAAAGAACAGGAGCUAAUGUUAAUUCAAGAAGAGAAGAUAUGGAGGAUUUCAAUGAGUUUAUCUUAAGUUCGGACUUGGUCGAUAUGCCUCUACAUGGGAGGAAAUUCACAUGGUCAAGGUCAGGAGGCACAAUAAUGAGCAGAUUGGACAGAUUCCUUAUCUCAGAAGAAUGGUCUAGUACAUGGCCCACGAGUACGCAAUGGGCAUUGGAUAAAGGACUAUCCGACCAUUGCCCCAUUCUUCUUGGCGGUUCUUCGCAAAGUUGGGGUCCAAAACUGUUUCGCAUGUUAAACUGCUGGAAAUAUCUAGACGGGUACAACGAUUUCAUUAGAGAACAAUGGUUGAAUAUGAAAUUUGAUGGAUGGGGGAUGUAUGUUUUGAAAGAAAAAUUGAAAUUGAUCAAAGGUAAACUAAAAGAUUGGCACAAGCAACACACGCAAAACCUGGAAGGUAAGAUUAAGAGCGCUAAGGAAGAACUAAAUUUUCUUGAAGUUAAAGGCGAAUCAUCGACAUUAUCCACAAUGGAGAUAGCCCGCAAAAGAGAAGUGUUCUCAAAUCUGUACAAGCUCAUGAACCUCAAUUGUAGUAUCCAAUGCCAAAGAGCUAGGAUCAAAUGGUUGAGAGAAGGUGAUGCAAAUUCCAGUUAUUUCCACGGCUGCAUUAACUAA
Messenger RNA from Vicia villosa (hairy vetch), 1080 nucleotides. RefSeq lists its product as uncharacterized. NCBI's taxonomy places the organism in Eukaryota, Viridiplantae, Streptophyta, Magnoliopsida, Fabales, Fabaceae. The transcript has a single exon. The coding region runs from base 1 to 1080 and encodes 359 amino acids. Gene Ontology annotation, molecular function: catalytic activity. The record is from RefSeq and is a predicted model, not a curated record.